UAAUAUAUAUCAAAGAUCGGCUGUCUUUAUGAUUUGUCUUAGGCAAAUGAUUCAUGGCACCUUCCUCAGAGGCCUAUGCACUGGCAGGCAGUUUCACUACCUGUCCUGUGGCUUUUACGGUGUCAUUCUGGAAAUCGUUUGAGAAAGAGUGAUUUCUAAAGGAAAUGAUCUCCUCCUCUCCAUUGAUGCCGCACACGCACGGUGUUUCGCCAAUGGGUUCUGCCGGACGGAGCGCCGCUAUGGCAUAGUGCGGAUCGGUCUGUACGCGGACCGGGGAGGCUUCUAAGCUAUUUCCUAUCCAAUAAUCUAUCAGGGCGAUUAGCUAUUUGGCAACCGGCUGACUCUGGAGACACGGGUCCCUCCAAAUCCGAGUGCAGAAAGACAAUGAAGGUGUAACGCUCCCGGGAUCCUGUUGACUGUGAGGCCCGCUCGCCGGCCGGUAAGGACCCUCCCCGUCCGCACCCCUAGCUCCUCCAAAGGCUCCGCCCCCUCUGCCACCAUGUCGACGCCCAGUGGCAGCCCGGAGAGAGACCGCCCCUCCUCCCCCGCCGGUCUGGACCCCGACCCGCCCUCCACGGGGAGCCCCCUGCUCAGCCCGGACUCCUCCUCCCAUGAUGCAGCGCUGUCGGCGCCCGCCGUGUCCCCCGCCGACUCGGAGAGCCUGAGUCCCGACGAGCUGGAGCUGCUGGCCAAGCUGGAGGAGCAGAACAGGCUGCUGGAGGCCGACUCCAAGUCCAUGCGCUCCAUGAGCGGCUCGCGGAGGAACAGCGGCUCCUCGCUGGUGUCAAGCUCCUCGGCCUCCUCCAACCUGUCCCACCUGGAGGAGGACACCUGGAUUCUCUGGGGACGCAUCGUCAACGAGUGGGAGGAAUGGAGACGCAAGAAGGACAAGCUACUCAAGGAGCUGAUCAGAAAGGGCAUUCCCCAUCAUUUCAGGGCCAUUGUCUGGCAGUUGCUAGGCAACGCCACUGACAUGCCCGUGAAGAACCAGUACUCGGAGCUGCUAAAGAUGUCGUCGCCGUGCGAGAAGCUCAUCCGCCGGGACAUUGCCCGCACCUACCCAGAGCACGAGUUCUUCAAGGGCCAGGACAGCCUGGGCCAGGAGGUCUUGUUCAACGUCAUGAAGGCCUACUCCCUGGUGGACCGAGAAGUGGGAUACUGCCAGGGGAGUGCGUUCAUCGUGGGCCUGCUGCUCAUGCAGAUGCCAGAGGAAGAGGCGUUCUGUGUGUUUGUGCGUCUGAUGCAGGAGUAUCGCCUCAGGGAGCUGUUCAAACCCAGCAUGGCCGAGCUGGGUCUCUGCAUCUACCAGUUUGAGUAUCUGCUGCAGGAGCAGCUUCCGGAGCUCAACGUCCACUUCCGCUCCCAGAGUUUCCACACCUCCAUGUACGCCUCCUCCUGGUUCCUCACCCUCUUCCUCACCUUCCUCCCCCUGCCCAUCGCCACGCGCAUCUUCGACAUCUUCAUGUACGAGGGCCUGGAGAUCAUCUUCCGCGUGGGGAUGGCCAUCCUCCAGUACAACCAGACCGACUUGAUCCAGCUGGACAUGGAGGGCAUGUCCCAGCACUUCCAGAAGGUGAUUCCCCACCAGUUUGACAGCUGUCCAGAUAAACUAAUCCUGCGGGCCUAUCAGGUCAAAUACAAUCCCAAGAGGAUGAAAAAACUUGAGAAGGAGUACACCGCGAUCAAAAACAAGGAGAUGGAAGAACAGAUUGAGAUCAAGAGGUUACGCACAGAGAACCGACUCCUGAAGCAGAGGAUCGAGACCCUGGAGAAGGAGAGUGCUGCUCUGGCAGACAGACUCAUACAGGGUCAGGUGACGCGGGCGCAGGAGGCGGAGGAGAACUAUGUGAUCAAGCGGGAGCUGGCUGUGGUGCGGCAGCAGUGCAGCGUGGCCAGCGACAGCCUGGAGAAAGCGCAGGACACCAUCAGAGAGCUGCAGCAGCAGAAGUACACGGAGGAGUUUGUGACCGGUGUGCAGACCCAGCUGGAGCAGUCCAGACUACAGGAGGCCGAGCUGCUGGGAGCUCUGAAGGAGAUGCAGGACAAAGUUUUGGACCUGGAGAAGAGGAACAACUGUCUCCCAGAUGAGAACAACAUGGCUGCGGUGCAGGAGGAGCUGAGGCAGGCAAAGCUCAGGGAGCUGGAGACUCUGAGGACCUUCAGAGAGCUGCAGGACACUGUGACCGACCUCAACCAACGCUGGCAGAGCCACAUGUCCCGGGGCAACGGGGGCGGGGGUGGGGGGGGGAACUGGAAGGAGUCCCCCAAGAAGAACGCCCUGAACGAGCUGCAGGACAAGCUGAUGACGGUGCGCCUGCGGGAGGCCCAGGCCCAGGCGGAGCUCAGGGAGGUCAAGCUCAAAGCCGUGCAGCUGGACAGCCAGAACCAGAUUCAUAGCAAGCUGAUUGGCCGCAAUGAGCAGGAACGCUCCGCCCUCCAGGACAGGCUCCAUAUGCUGGCCAAUCAGAACAAGGGGCUCCAGACCCAGAUGAGUGAGAUGAAGAGGAAGCAGAGCGAGGCCGACUGCAAGAACAAAGAGGAGGUGAUGGCGGUACGGUUGAGAGAGGCCGACAGCAUGGCCGCCGUAGCAGAGCUCCGACAGAGGAUCUCUGACUUAGAAAUACAGAAGGAGGAGGGGCUUAUCCAGGGCCAGCUGAACAACUCAGACUCCAGGCAGUACAUCAGUCAGCUGAGAGACCAAAUCACAGAGCUCAAGAAUGAGGUCAGGCAGCUGCGUGGACUCAAGGCCCCCUGUGGUGGCGGCGUUGGAGGCACCAACUACCACCACCACCACCACCACCUCCACCACCACCACCCGGACCUGGUGGGCCUGGCCAGCCCGGCCUCGGCCGAGGGGGACUUCCUGAGCUCGGACGACGAGCUGCUGGCCAGCCCCGUCCCGCCCAACGCCCUGUUCCCCCCGCUGCCCUCCGCCCAUGACCCCCACCCCCUGGACAGCGAGGGCAGCACCGACAGCGAGGUGGAGGAGCGGUGUUUGCGGAUCGGGACCACCGCCACGGACCCCCAGCAGCAUCUGUACGGCAACAUGAUGUGCGCCGCGGAGGCCCUGGACAACUGAGAGAGGGCCCGGGGGGGCCGGGGGGGGGCAGGAGUACUUCUGGCAUGGAUUGAGAAAGAAGAGAGAAUGGCAGCAGGCCAGCUUGAGUCUCCAUUGGCUGUGGAAUGUGUGGUUGGCGUUUUCCUCAACCUUCAUCCACUUUGGUUUUGACUCUGACACACACAUACACACACACACACACACACACGACCGGUCAUUUACUGAUGGAAGGGGGGGGUUUCUUAUCAGGUGAUCAAGCAGCGAUGCAUGCUGGGAUAUGGCGCUGUCCGCAGUCUACGGUUCCCUCGCCCCCAUUGAGUGGCACGGAAAAGUGUUGGACGGGCUUUCUGACGACAAUGGACCGUCAGGUUUAUGAUGCGGGGAGCGGGGGGGGCAUACCCCAAUGACAGAAGUCGAGGGCUUGUCUUCCCUGCCCUUAACCCCCCCCUUCCUCCACCUCCCCUUCCUCCUAGUCGUCCUCUUCCUCCUCCUGCUCCUCCAACUCCUCCUAGAGAAGCUUCUACCGCCCAGAGAGGUGGACGUAGCAUUGCCGUCCCACUCAUGCAACACCCUCCGUCACUUCAGCUCCGUCUUCUGGUCCUGCUCUCCUAAACACACACACACUCACACAGACACACACACACACACACACACACACACACACACACACGCACACGCAUGCGCACAUACACACACACACACACAUACACACACACUCACAUUCUCUCUCAUACACUGUGUACAGCUGAACUAGGGAAAGGACCUGACUUUGUCUCUAUUCUUUGUCCGGGGCUUUGUCCACACCGAAGGACGAACACACGGCCCGCCAUGAGACCAUGGGGAUACAAACUCGUACACAAACGCACUCAUCAGGCUUUGUGUGUUGAUUGGUUCAACCCACCAGAUGGACCGAUGAAGCUGUUACUGUCGGAUCGGAUCAUGAGGAUGAUGUGGAUAAAUGGACUUGAUUAUAUGUACGACGGAAGUAUUUUGAACAUGCCAUUUGUUAAUAGUCUCAAAUCGCUCUCUCUCUCUCGCUCUCUCUCUCACACUCGGUCUCUCUCUUUUACUGUCUCUUUUUCUCUUUCUCUCUCUCUCUUUCCUUAUCUCUCUCUUUUGCUAUUUCUCUCUUUUGCUCUUUCCUUUUACCAAGCCGACUGAACCUGAGUCAGAGAGAUGGAGAGAAUGAGGGAGGGCAUACUUGAUAUCGUAGAGAUGUCAUUAGAUGGCAUUUAUAAAGAAGUAAUUUAUACUUUACCAUGCUUAAAGUGUUGUCUGUGUCCAUGCCUGGCAAAUGGAAAAGAAAGGCAAGCAAAUUACUACAAUGAUGCAUGUCAAAAAUAUCCAAUAUGACACAUAUUACAAUAACAACAAAGAAGAAGUUAAUGUUGCCAAAUGUUUUGAUUUAUUUUGUUUUCUUUUUUUCAGGUAUUUAUAUGUUGUAAUUUAUUUUGAUAUGUUUUAUUUUUUAUAUCUAUAAAUCUGUAUGAAAUAUUAUAUACCUACGAUGGCAGGGGGGGGCAACGCAUUGGUUCACCCCCCUCUGUCCUUUGUGCCAAUUGGUCCACAAGAGACUGCUGUUUGCAGGGUUACCAAGGAAACCCAUGUUAUGGUAACAGAUAGUGUGCUGCUAUGAUUUGUACUUUUUUGUGGUCUCUCAGUUUGAGGCAGAUAUGUUCCCCCGGAACCAACUACAGAACUAAAAAGAUGGAGACCCCUAAUCUAAGGAUUAGUCUAUUCUGGCUUGUCAUGGGUGUUGAGUGUGUGCGUUACAAUAUGUCAACAUAUCAUGCAUCAACAUAAUCUUUAUAGAGUAGGAUGUAAUGCAUAUGAACGCAUAGAUAACAGAGAACAUACAUAUUGUUAGGGGGUGGCAGGAAAAAAUAAUAUCAAUGAAUAUAUACCUAUCACUGUCAAUCCAGGGUUGUUUAAGGUUUAUUGAAGAUGCAAUUUGUGGAGAUGGUUUGUCAACAAGUCUGUUAAAUCUCGGAUGAUCAUGUUAAAAAGGGAACGUUAUCUGGAUUAAUGAUAACAACAGGCAACAAUUAUGAAAUGAAUCUGCACCCACCAUUGAACAACAGGUUUGUAACUGACUCUGGUUGCGGUUCAGAGAAGUACACAAUAUUCUAGGGAAAUAAGGAAACUACUAUUCCAGUUAAACCAACCACUACCCUAAAGAGGAUGUUGGCUUUUAGGAUUACACAUAACCACUACCUUUUGGUCACCCCCACUAGUCAAUGCAAUAUUAACGAAACUCCUCCUGGGUUUAAUUAUCAGAUAGAAACCUACAUUUUAUUACCUAUAUUUAUUGAUCUCAAUACAGUGGCUGAAUGGUAGUUGAUUAUAGUCAAAGGUCUGUUGUUUGUCUGUACUCUCUGCGUAAACGUAAGCGUCAUUGAAUCUGGACCAAGGUGUUCAGAAUUCGUGAAAAUGAAAUUACGAUUCAUGUUGAUUUUUGAUCAAAGAUUGAGUUUAAUCCUUUAAAGUUUCAACUCAAUCUAUUAUUUAUCCGCAAGGCUGAGAUCAGCCCUUAUGUAGACACGUGUUCUACCACCGUACAGUCAUGGUGCUCUUUACAAGAAGCAAAACACAACACCUGGAUAAACUGUGAUCAAGCAAAUUGACAUUUGUUAAUGAUGAGUGAACACUAUUUUGUUUAUUUCUCAUAACAGUGUUUGUCUAAUGAAAGGGACUAUGUCUUUCCUCCUGAAUACACACAGAUCAGCUUGUGGAAAAAACACUGCAGCUUUUGCUCCAGAACGCAGCUCUUAGUGUACACAUUCAGUUGCUCACCCUUUACCUCUAUGUACUCUCAAAGGUUUGACAUCAUUACCAGUGCCAUCCAUGGGCCAGAGUUGUACUGGGAUAUUUGAGGCACACCUUUUUGACUAUGUACAAAAAGGUUUUCAUAUAGUCUUCUGUAAACUGAAAUGUUAACUACUGGUGAUACUGUUCUCUCUGAAAGUUAUGUUGAGUCUAAAUCUACAAUCUUGACGCCAUUGCAAUGGUUACACCAAGUAUUGCAGGAACAGGAUGUAGAGGACUAUUGUGGACCAUUAAGUAUUCCUUAUUUUUCUUUAGACUAUGAGAAAGUGAAAUUAAUUUGGUUACUUUGCACCUUUUCUAUUGUUCAUCAGUGGGGGAAUGGCGCAAAACAACACAUCUGUCUUUGUAGAGACUCAAAAAGGAACUAUGAGGAUUAUAAAAGCAUUAACAGUAUUAGUCCAGCCAGCAAUUUGUUUCACCAAAACCAAAAUAACAACAGGCUUAAGACUAUGUCAUGUCCAUGCAUUUAUAACGGGUUGUAGGUUUAAAACGGUCAAAACAAAGACAGUCUGAUCGGUACAGUGAUGUACUCUACAUGAUACAGACAUUCGACACCCACCAUGUUUCCGCUCGCUUACAGAUCUGCAGAUGUUGUUGACCAGUAAAUAUAACUGGCAGUGAAAGCGAUAUAAAUAACAAAUGAAGGAGUGGAAUAAACUUUCAGUGUUCUGUAUCCCCUUCAUGAUACAAAAAUAAACUUUGACACUGCACAAUUGCAGAGGCGAUGCA
Molecule: messenger RNA, 6613 nt
Organism: Gadus morhua (Atlantic cod)
Lineage: Eukaryota; Metazoa; Chordata; Actinopteri; Gadiformes; Gadidae
Gene: evi5l
Product: ecotropic viral integration site 5 like
Exons: 20
Coding region: 500-3079 (859 amino acids)
Biological process (GO): regulation of GTPase activity
Molecular function (GO): GTPase activator activity; small GTPase binding
Source: RefSeq, a predicted model, not a curated record